CUGGUAUUGUUGGUCAGAUGCCACAAAGCGAGUUGGUGUCGUACACGGCUCGGGAAUAAGCAGCGGGACUUUAACUUUAAGAAGCCAGUACUUAGCAACUUCAAAAUCAAUUUAAUCCUUCUCUCUCUCUCAGCUAUACAAGAACCCAAGAGACCAAACACACCAUGCGUCCCAUCUUCGGACUCACCUUCGUCGGCCUAACCGCUCUAGUACAGGGCCUCACCAUCACAUCCCCGAAAGCAGGCGACGUCGUCUCUCUCUCUGGAGGCUUAGUGAUCAGAUGGACGCACAACGCAGAAGACCCGAACCCAAUUGGAAUUUCUCUCGUUAACAAUUCCACGAAUUUUGCCCGCCGGCUAGCCAGUCAUGUUGACACUACUCUUGAUUCUUACGCUGUCUCUUUGAACCAGGGGUAUGUUGGGAAUGGAUACCAGAUUGCACUCAUACCAAUGGAGCCUGGUAAUGGGGAUAAGGCUGGGUUUUCGGGGAAGUUCCAGAUUACUCAGUGAAGGGUUCGAAUGAGAUGGAGUUGGGAGCGUGAGAGUGUGGUGGUAAGAGGAGGAUGUUCUUUCUUUGUGAUUAUGUACGCGAUUCUAAUGUCAUGGAAAUGGAAUAUUAGUAUCUUUGCUCUCUAUUUGUUGUUUGAGUCAUGUUGUCAUGGUGGAAUUGCUGGAUAGCGCAGCGGGAGUGAAACGAGUGGUAAUGAAACUAUUGUUUUUAAGAGUAGUUUUCCUUCCAGAAUAGAAGCAAACCGGUUCUAAUUGACGUCGC
Paecilomyces variotii is the source of this 771-nucleotide messenger RNA. RefSeq lists its product as hypothetical. The record is from RefSeq and is a predicted model, not a curated record. The coding region runs from base 165 to 509 and encodes 114 amino acids. The transcript has 3 exons. NCBI's taxonomy places the organism in Eukaryota, Fungi, Ascomycota, Eurotiomycetes, Eurotiales, Thermoascaceae.